Messenger RNA from Physcomitrium patens, 2731 nucleotides. RefSeq lists its product as uncharacterized. NCBI's taxonomy places the organism in Eukaryota, Viridiplantae, Streptophyta, Bryopsida, Funariales, Funariaceae. The record is from RefSeq and is a predicted model, not a curated record.
UGAAGAAGCUCUUCGCAUUGAUCCUGAAUCUACAAAUUCCAUCUCUACUCUCGCGCUUUUGUGGCCUCUGGUCUGCUCGCGUCGAUGGACUCUGUAACUUAGGUUUCGGAUACGGGGUAGAGUGGAUUAAGGGGGGAGGAUUUUGAGCCUGUGCUUCUAGUGUUGAGGUAUUGGUAGGACGGAUUGAGGUAUUGGUGUUGGCAAUCGUGGCUGGUGGUUGUGAACUCAUUUUGACCCGCUGGAAGCAUCCAGGAACGGAGUGAAGAACGAUGAUUUGUUCGGAUUUGAUUUGGUUGUGAGGAGCUGAGAGAUUGUUUGAGACUUAAGUUGUGCAGAGGGAAAGGGAACGAUUGAUGCUCUCUUAGAAAUUGAGUGAAGUGGGUGUCAGAACCUUGUGCUUUUGUGUAAACCAAGAUGGACAAAGAUGGUCUUCUCACUGUUUUCUCCGAAGCCUCCCGUGCUGGAUGGUCGCUUCGCUCUGAUGUGCAGCUACAAGAGUGGCUGGAGGGUUUUGCCGAGCGUUUGAAGGAGAGAACGAGGAAAGUUGCGGCAGAGGUGCAUCUCUUGGGAGCAGAAACUGGUAAUGUAGAGCUGCAUCUAAAAAAUAGUUUGAACAGAUUGCGAGAUCUAUCGGCCACUCAAUUCAUUGAAAAUCGUGUUGACGAAGUGGAUGAGGUUUUUGUUGAGAAGAUGGAACAACCACCCAAACUGUCUCGCGUUGAGGGCUACGACUCUCAGAUAAUACCACGUUACAAGGAAGCAGUCUUGGCAGCUUGGGGUGCAUUUGAAGGGUUUAGAUCCAACAAGAUCGAUCUGCAAUCCUUGAAUGUGAAAUCAAGACCAAUAAGUCAGGGUGUUCAAAAUAGGCCAUCAAUGAAGCUACCCCACGUUAUUGGAACGGAGGAAUUCACAAGGGACAGCCAUUGUGGCCUUGCAGAUUUCAAAAUCCCUGAGGUGAAUGCAAGAGCCCCAAGCUCAGAGGCUGUUGAAAGUGGUAGUGACACUGAUAGAGAUGAAGCUAAAUUGGCUGAAGAAAUGGUGGGUGGACGCCCCUGGUUGGACGGGGAGUGGUCUGCAUCUGAAAGCGAGACAUCAGGCCAUCAGGGAGGUGUUCUAGAGCCCGCAGUCUCCGCUGCUCUGGAUUUUAAGGCAAUGUUGGAAGCUGCUCUGCGCGGACCAUCAUUCCCAUAUGAUGGAGGUAUCAUACUAAACCUGGAGAAUGCGCAUGAGCAGCACAGCGACGUGGAUAACGCUUCAACAUUAGUUCAACACAUUAUUAGUUCAACACAAGAAACAGACAGCGAUACUCCUAGGACAAGAUCUGAACCAGGAGAGGUUAAGUUGGACGGAGAUUUAUCCCCAAAGAAGGAAGAGACAUCUGCGGAGUACAACGAACAGCAUCAGGAUCAACUGUUAGCUUCACAGGCUCCAGCACAAGUGAACAGAACAAUUUUGCUACGGCCUCCUCCGCUUAAAGUGCUACCCCAACUGGACAGGAAUGAUAAUGCCGAUGUUACUGGUUCUAUGAGCCCACAAAACCUUUCGCCUUUGAAACUGAGUCAUACCCCAGCUGCACACGGUCCAUUUGACGGAUUUCCUAAAGAUCGAGACCCCACUCAUGGAAUAAGUCCAAGGACCGACAAAAUCGGCACUUUGAAGAUCCAGAAUAUCACUAGGUCCAGCCUCCCGCUUAACUUACGCACGGAAGAAAAUAAGCCCCAAUCUGCUUCACCUGCUCCACAGUCUGGGCCUCCAGCAUUUGCUGACGACCUUCCAAUGCCAACUCUUCCAGACAGUUUAUUUCAAGGGUUGAGAGCAGCGAUUCAAGCUCGGCAAUCGAGGUCGCAGUCAAUGCAAAGAAGCGAAGAUCCCGCGAUUAAAGAAGCUCCACCGACGCCAGAAGCUGCAGAUGAGGGUAGAAAAACACUUUCUCCUAAAACUUCUAUUCCAAGUAGGUUUUCACCAAUGAAGCCUAACCUGAAGGAUAAUAGAGGUAUCAUCAGCAAGAACAAGGGGGAGACGACUUCAAGAUUACAGGCAUCAAAAGUGCCACCUGGGCGGAUACCACAACGUUCGAUUUCAUUUCAAGGUAGUCUGUUCGAUGAUGACGAUAAUGAUGAUGAUAUCAAUGAAAACACUAGUUCUUUUCCGUCGAAGGAAGUUCCAGGCACACCUAGAAACGGAGCUGCAAAACUUAGUACAAAUCCAAGCUCUCCACUUUGUGGGCCCAAGUUGGUUUCUAGUAACAGUAUGGUUCGACAGCGGCUAUUUGAUGACUUCAAUGACUUGUCCACAGAGCCUCCGAUUGAAUCAGAAUCAGCUGCUGAUUCGGGACUUACUGACAAGGCUAAUUCUUCCCAGCAACCGUUCUUGUCUCUUCCAGAUUGGAAAAACACGAAUAGAUCUAGUGCACUAAAGAAGUCAUUAUUUGGUGAUAGCGAUGAUGAGGAAAGCGAAUGAUGACACUUGCCUUAUUCAUUUGUCUCAUUUUUUCGUUGAAUUAGUGGUGCGCAUACAUUCAACAGUAGAGUGCUUUUAGUUUGCUAGUGUAUUGUUGUGCACACAGUGGCAACACGGAUUGGUUAUUCGUCUGCGCUUCUAUUUUUGAGCAGGUUUCUGUUUGUGGCUCUGCCCAUCUCGUUGGAGUUGCUCCUGCCGAGCGAUUGUAUUCUGGUUUUGUAACAGAUCUUCAAGCUAUGUCCCUCAGAAAAUCACUGGUUUUUAAUCCUCA